AAAUUAACAUGAUGCAUCAUAGUACACCAUAUAUAAUAAUAUUACUAAUAAAUCAAUACAUAAAUAGAGAGAGGGUGUGUGUGUGAUGAGAUGCCUAAGUUAGGGUUGAUUAGAGAGUUUGGGUUCAAUAUUUCAUGAUAAUAAGCUAGCUAGCUAGGUUAAACACUUAAUGAAUAUGAGCCGAGAAAACAUGGAAGCUGGAGCAGCGGCCACGAGAAUGGAGGUGGGAGAUGAUGGUGGGGUGACAAGUGCUCCUGCAGGAGGAGGAACUAACAACAAUUCAAAAGCUCCAUCGCCACUGAUAGUAUCAGCUCCUCCCUCCCAAUUCCAUUCCCCAUCGCUGUCCCGAUCCCCACUCCUCACCUCAAUCGACCACCCAGACGACGAUGACAUCAUCAAGAGGAGUACUACUGCUACUGCUACUGCUACUGCUACUCCAACCGCCUCCAAAACCCCUACCAAAGGCUUCACUCCACGGUUCAUCACUCCAUUGGGGAGCCCCAUUCGGAAGGCCCUGAAGCUCACCAAACUUGACCCCCACGAUGCUUGGCUCCCUAUCACCCAAUCCCGCAAUGGGAAUGCUUAUUAUGCUGCAUUUCACACUCUCUGUUCUGGCAUCGGAAUUCAAGCCCUCGUUCUCCCGGUUGCCUUCACUGUUCUUGGAUGGACUUGGGGCGUGAUCUGCUUGACCUUAGCAUUUAUCUGGCAACUCUACACGAUGUAUUUGCUGGUCCAACUCCACGAAAAUACUGAAACCGGGAUUCGAUACAGCAGAUACAUGCAGCUUGCCAACGCUACUUUUGGGGACAAGCUGUCAAAACUGCUGGCGGCGUUUCCGAUCAUGUACCUCUCCGGGGGCACAUGUGUGGCCUUGAUCGUCAUCGGCGGCUCCACUUCCAAGCUCUUCUACCAGACGCUGUGCGGCUGCAUGGACAAGCCGUUGACCAGCGUGGAGUGGUACUUAGUGUUUACCUGCGCCGCUGUGGUGCUCUCCCAGCUCCCCAACCUGAAUUCCAUCGCCGGCGUCUCCCUUGUCGGUGCUAUCACCGCCGUGGGGUAUUGCACCCUCAUCUGGGUCGUCUCCGUCACUCAUGGCCGCCUUCCCAAAGUCUCCUACCACGUCGUCAAGGGCCACUCCGAUGUUGCCAGGGUCUUUGAUACUCUCAACGCCCUUGGCAUUAUUGCUUUUGCUUUCCGAGGACAUAAUCUCGUUUUAGAGAUUCAGGCAACGAUGCCAUCCAACGAGAAGCAUCCGUCAAGAGUGCCGAUGUGGAGAGGCGUCAAAGUGGCCUAUCUCAUUGUGGCCCUCUGCUUAUUCCCUCUUGCCAUUGGCGGCUACUGGGCUUAUGGUCGCUUGAUUCCGGCCAACGGAGGAAUGCUGUCGGCACUGUUCGCAUUCCACAGCCGUGACGUGGCAAGAUCAAUACUCGGGCUAAUGAGUUUCUUCGUGAUAGUCAACGCCGUAAGCUCGUUCCAGAUAUACGGGAUGCCCAUGUUUGAUGACAUGGAGUCCGAAUACACCAAGCGGUUCAAGCGGCCCUGCCCCUGGUGGCUCCGGGCGGUCAUCCGGGCCAUGUUCGGCUACGGUUGCUUCUUUGUGGCGGUGGCAAUCCCGUUCUUGGGGAGCGUGGCUGGGCUGGUCGGCGGCAUCGCACUGCCGGUCACCUUUGCGCAUCCUUGUUACAUGUGGAUCAAGUUUCGUAAGCCCAAUAAAUAUGGGAUUUCCUGGUGGAUCAACUGGUUCCUCUGUAUUUUGGGUAUGGUGCUUAGUGGGCUUCUCAUUGCUGCUGGGUUAUAUGUGGUCAUUGAUACUGGGAUUAAAGUCAGUUUCUUCAAGCCUCACUAAUAUAAUAGUGUAAUUAAGUCCGCUGUAUUUUCUUCUUUAAUAGAAGAAGAAGAGUAGUAUCAUAAAUUAGGGUGUAAAAAAAAAAGAAAAACAGGUAGACAAUGAUUUUCUACCUUUUUAUUUUGGGUUUCAGAAAAUUUUCUUGGAUGGUGGAGUUUACGAGUGGUAGUGUAUUGUGGAGUGUGGACCUAGUCGUGGUAGUGGGUAGGAGUAGGAUAUGAAAACAUGUUUUGUGAUGUAUGUUUUUGUGGGAUGAGAUCUUUUGCGGGGGUACCGGGUUCGAAUUAGGAUAUACAAAAAGUUGAAGAAGUUGAUGAAAAUGAGAGUUCACGUAAAGCUUUAUUUUGAGAAGAGCAUUCAAAAUAAUGAGAGUGGAUUCACACUCACAACUCGCGAGCUUAUUGAGCUUCAAAU
This is a messenger RNA of Oldenlandia corymbosa var. corymbosa, 2260 nucleotides long. NCBI's taxonomy places the organism in Eukaryota, Viridiplantae, Streptophyta, Magnoliopsida, Gentianales, Rubiaceae. The record is from the annotation of a GenBank genome assembly.